Molecule: messenger RNA, 1995 nt
Organism: Artibeus jamaicensis (Jamaican fruit-eating bat)
Lineage: Eukaryota; Metazoa; Chordata; Mammalia; Chiroptera; Phyllostomidae
Product: elongation factor 1-alpha 1-like
Biological process (GO): translational elongation; translation
Molecular function (GO): GTPase activity; GTP binding; translation elongation factor activity
Source: RefSeq, a predicted model, not a curated record
AUAAAAUAGAUGGGGAGAAGUUAAGAAUGGUAUAGGAAACAGAGAAUUCAAAGAACUUGCUUUUUCUCAAUGGGUUUGCCGCAGGAACACAGGUGUUGAGAAAACCACCACUAAAUCGAAGCCAAAAUGGGAAAGGGAAAGACUCACAUCAACAUUGUGGUUAUUGGACACAUAGUUUACAGCAAGUCUACCACUACUGGCCACCUGAUCUAAUGUGGUGGAAUCGACAAAAGAACCACUGAAAAAUUUGAGAAGGAGGCUGUUGAGAUGGGGAAGGGCUCCUUCAAGUAUGCCUGGGACUUGGAUAAACUGAACACUGAACAUGAAUGUGGUUCCACCAUUGAUAUCUUCCUGUGGAAAUUUGAGACCAGCAAGUAUUAUGUGACCAUCAUUGAUGCCCUAGGACACAGAGACUUUCUAAAAAACACGACUACAGGGACAUCUCAAGCUGACUUCGCUGUCUUGAUUGUUGCUACUGGUGUUGGUGAAUUCAAAGCAGGUAUCUCCAAGAAUGGGCAGGCCCAUGAGCAUGCCCUUCUGGCUUACACAUGGGGCAUGAAACAGUUGAUUGUUGGUGUUAACUAAAUGGAUUCCACUGAGCUGCCCUAUAGCCAGAAGAGAUACAAGGAAAUUGUUAAAGAAGUUGGCACCUACAUUAAGAACAUUGGCUACAAUCCUACCACAGUAGCAUUUGUGCCAAUUUCUAGUUGAAAUGGCAACAACAUGCUGGAGCCAAGUGUUAAUGUGCCAUGGUUCAAAGGAUGGAAAGUCACCCAUAAAGGUGGCAGUGCCAGUAGAACCAUGUUGCUUGAAGCUCUGGAUUGCAUCCUGCCACCAACUCAUCUAACUGACAAGCCCUUGAGUCUGCCUCUUCAGGAUGUCUACAAAAUUGGUGACAUUGGUACUGUCCCUGUGGGCCAAAUGAAGACUGGUGUUUUCAAACCUGGCAUGAUGGUCACCUUUGCUCUAGUCAAUGUUACAACUGAAGUAAAGUCUGUUGAAAUGCACCAUGAAGCUUUGAGUGAAGCUCUUCCUUGAGACAAUGUAAGCUUCAAUGUCCAAAACACAUCUGUCAAUAUCCAUUGUGGCAAUGUGGCUGGUGACAGCAAAGAUAACCCACCAAUUGAAGCUGCUGGUUUCGCAGCUCAGGUGAUUAUCCUCAACCAUCCAGGCCAAAUCAGUGAUGGAUGUGCACCUGUUCUGAAUCGUCACACAGCUCAUAUUGCUUGCAAAUUUGCUGAGCUGAAAAAGAUUGAUCGUUGUUCUGGGAAGAAGCAGGAAGAUGGCCCAAAGUUUCUGAAACCUGGUGAAACUGCCAUUGUGGAUGCAGUUCCUGGCAAGACCAUGUGCAUCGAGAGCUUCUCUGACUAUCCUCCUCUGGGCCGCUUUGCUGUUUGUGACAUGAGACAGACACCUGCCGUUGGUGUCAUCAAAGCAGUGGACAAGAAGGCAGCUGAAGCAGGCAAAGUCACCAAGUCUGCUCAGAAAGCUCAAAAAGCUAAAUUAAUAUUAUCCCCAACACCUGCCAUCUCAGUCUUACUCAGUGGUGAAAGAAUGGUCUCAGAACUGUUUGCCUCAAUUGGCUACUUAAGUUUAAUAGUAAAGGACUGGUUAAUGAUUACAAUGCAUCAUAAAACCUUCAAAAGGAAAGAAGAAUGUUUUAUGGACCAUUUGCGGCCCCUGGGGCUGAGAAGCAGCCAAGCUGCAGAGCUGGACCUUCUGCUGAGCAUAAGAAGUCUGAGGCUAAAGAGGACUCUGCAUCUGCCAGGACCCAGCCUAAGGCUCUACAAACCUUAUUGGAUACCUUUGACUUCAGGGAAGCUGCAUGAAGGCUCUGAAGGGGGUAUCCAGUUCCUGGAGAGUCUGAAGGCCUUCUCUGAGCAUCAGAAGAAGCAUUCUGUAAAAGCUCUGGCCCCAAUAUACAUCCAUCCACAACUGGCAGGCUGUGGCCCUGUUGGGAAGACAGUGUUUGUGGAGAGGGCUGCCCUGGUAUGA